Molecule: messenger RNA, 1238 nt
Organism: Tupaia belangeri chinensis (Chinese tree shrew)
Lineage: Eukaryota; Metazoa; Chordata; Mammalia; Scandentia; Tupaiidae
Gene: SMUG1
Product: single-strand-selective monofunctional uracil-DNA glycosylase 1
Exons: 3
Coding region: 133-894 (253 amino acids)
Biological process (GO): base-excision repair
Molecular function (GO): single-strand selective uracil DNA N-glycosylase activity; oxidized pyrimidine nucleobase lesion DNA N-glycosylase activity
Source: RefSeq, a predicted model, not a curated record
UUCCCAGUGUCCUCAGCGCCGGGGUGGGGAGAGGAACCGGAAACCGGAUGGGGCGCUGGAGCAGGUGGCAGCAGCAUGGCUGUGCCUUAGGUUUUCCUGCUAGGGCCCCGCCAUGAGCCUGCAGAUUCCCUGAUGGAGCCCCAGCUGUGCCUUCGAAGCUUGGCUGAGGGCUUCCUGGAAGAGGAGCUUCGGCUCAAUGCUGAGCUGAGCCAACUGCAGUUUUCAGAGCCUGUGGGCAUCGUCUAUAAUCCCGUGGAGUAUGCGUGGGAGCCACAUCGCAGCUACGUGACUCGCUACUGCCAGGGCCCCAAGGAAGUGCUCUUUUUGGGCAUGAACCCGGGACCUUUUGGCAUGGCCCAAACUGGGGUGCCCUUUGGAGAAGUGAGCAUGGUCCGGGACUGGUUGGGCAUUGGGGGGCCUGUGCUGACCCCUCCUCAAGAGCACCCUAAGCGACCGGUGCUGGGACUAGACUGCCCACAUUCCGAGGUGAGCGGUGCCCGAUUCUGGGGGUUUUUCCGGAACCUCUGUGGACAGCCUGAAGUCUUUUUUCGUCACUGUUUUGUCCACAAUCUGUGUCCUCUGCUCUUUCUGGCUGCCAGCGGGCGCAACCUCACCCCGGCUGAUCUGCCAGCCAAGCAGCGGGAACAGCUUCUUGGAAUCUGUGAUGGGGCCCUCUGCCGGCAGGUGCAGCUGCUGGGGGUGCGGCUGGUGGUGGGCGUGGGACGACUAGCAGAGCAGCGAGCACGACGGGCACUGGCAGGCCUGAUGCCAGAGGUCCAGGUGGAGGGGCUCCUGCAUCCCUCUCCCCGUAACCCUCAGGCCAACAAGGGCUGGGAGGCAGUGGCCAAGGAGAGACUGAAUGAGUUGGGACUGUUGCCACUGCUAAUGAAAUGAGUGCCCCUGGGGCCUGGCAUAGGGCACGUGCAAGGUGCCCGAGUCAUUCUGGAGCAGGUGACCAACUGCACACCUCCCGACUGUGGCGGCAAGUCCUGCCGGGCUCCCUGGCUGCAGGGAUCAUGUCAUUUGGCCUGUCAGACUCUCUCCCGAUCUGCCCGGGUAGCAUUGACACUACCGCUCGUCCUCCUGAGUCCUGCUUUCUGAUCUUCCUUGUGCAUCGUCCCCUGUAUCUUGUGGCGUCUGACUCCGCAGAGAAUCAGCGGGUGGGCUGGUGGCACCUGUGGACUGCUCUACCUCAUCGUUUCCUUGGGAGCCUCUCUGCCGCUGAGAGCGACCCAGAC